Molecule: messenger RNA, 2304 nt
Organism: Mesorhabditis belari
Lineage: Eukaryota; Metazoa; Nematoda; Chromadorea; Rhabditida; Rhabditidae
Source: the annotation of a GenBank genome assembly
AUGCCGCCAAUGCCUCCGAACUUUGGAACCGUUCCACCAGUCGCCACCCAGAAAGUCGAUCAGGAGCAGACGUUGAAGAACUACUACAAGACCAAGGUCGACAAUGCACAGCAAAAGCUUCUCGAAAAAACACAAAAUGUGCGACGCUUGCAAGCGCAGAGAAACGAACUGAAUACAAAGGUUCGUCUACUCAAGGAAGAACUGCAACAAUUGCAUGAACAGGGGUCGUAUGUGGGUGAAGUCAGCAAGCCAAUGGACAAGCAAAAAGUUCUCGUUAAAGUACAUCCGGAAGGGAAAUAUGUGGUCGACCUUGACAAGAACAUCGAUGUCAACACGUUGAACACUGGAAGUCGAGUUGCGUUAAGAGCUGAUUCUUAUGCACUCCAUAAAAUUCUUCCCAGCAAGGUUGAUCCUCUUGUAUCACUGAUGAUGGUCGAAAAGGUUCCCGAUUCAACCUACGAGAUGGUUGGAGGACUCGACAAACAAAUCAAGGAGAUCAAAGAAGUGAUUGAGCUUCCCGUCAAACACCCAGAACUUUUCGAAGCUCUCGGAAUUGCGCAACCAAAGGGUGUGCUUCUUUAUGGGCCUCCUGGAACGGGGAAAACGCUGUUGGCUCGUGCAGUGGCACAUCACACAGAGUGCACAUUUAUUCGUGUCUCUGGAUCCGAACUUGUGCAAAAAUUCAUUGGAGAAGGAGCAAGAAUGGUUCGUGAACUUUUCGUAAUGGCACGAGAACACGCACCUUCAAUUAUUUUCAUGGAUGAGAUUGAUUCGAUUGGUAGCAGCAGAGUAGAGGGACACUCUGGUGGAGAUUCUGAGGUGCAACGUACUAUGCUCGAAUUGCUCAACCAACUUGAUGGUUUCGAGGCCACCAAAAACAUUAAGGUGAUUAUGGCCACGAACAGAAUCGACAUUCUUGACCCGGCUCUUCUUCGGCCAGGACGUAUCGACAGAAAAAUUGAGUUCCCAGCGCCUGAUGAGAACGCUCGUGCCGAUAUUUUGAAAAUUCACUCGAGAAAAAUGAAUCUGAUGCGUGGAAUUAACAUGCGUAAGAUUGCUGAGCAAAUUCCUGGUGCGAGUGGAGCCGAAGUUAAGUCCGUCUGUACCGAAGCUGGAAUGUUUGCCCUACGUGAACGCCGUAUCCAUGUGACACAAGAAGAUUUUGAAAUGGCUGUUGGAAAGGUGAUGCAAAAGGAUUCCGACAAGAACAUGUCCAUCAAGAAACUCUGGAAUGCGAACGCUAUCAAGCACGCAGCCCAGACUCAUGUUCAGUUGAUUGUUUUCGAUUCUUUAGAAGAGUUGCUUGCGAUAACGAAACACCAUCCAACUGCUACUCCAAUUCUUCGCAUCUCCAUUGACAACUCGCUGAAAUUUGGGCUUUUCCAACCCGAGAGCCUAUUUCAAAAAGCCAAGGAUUUGGGCAUUGACAUUGCUGGGAUCAGUUUCUAUGUCGGACCUGGGCCUGAUGGAGUUGAAAAGUUUCUUCAUGGGAUUCGUGAAGCGGGUCGAUUUUUGCAAACCGGUCAAUCUUUUGGGCAUUCGAUGAAGAUUUUCAACAUUGGUGGGAGUUUCCCGGGUGCUGCACAAGAUGGAAAGAGCUUCGUUGAGCUCGCCAAAGAGAUCCGCUCCGAGCUUCAGAAUUUCUCGGACUUUAGAUUCAUCGCUGAACCUGGAAAGUUUUUCUCGGCAUCUCCUUUCACUCUAUGCUCUCGGAUCAUGCUAGCCAAAGAAGUCACUGAAGAUGAGGGGAGGAAACGAAAUUUUGAGAAAGGGAUGAUGUACUACUUGAAUCAAGGGAUUUACUCGUCAUUUAUUGGAGCAACGAUCACUAACAAAAUCCCGCCAAAAAGGGGCAGGCCGCUUUUCGAAAAAUUGGAUGCUGAAGUUUUACCAAGCAUUUUAUGGGGUCCCACGUGCGAUGGAGCUGAUUUGAUUGAAGAAAUGGAAAUCGAUGAUGGGGCAAGUUCAUCGAGUGACGAGGAGCUCGGACCCGCACCGCCAACAACUGCAUUUACAAACUCAUUAGAAGCUCGAUUGGACAUGGGCGAUGAAGAAACAGCGAAAAUCGUCUGUAGAACAGUUUCUGUUGACAAGGAACCCAAGCGAAGCUCUACGAUGAGAAACUUGUCAACGGAAGGACGCUUUUUAAUAAUUUCCCUGAAAACCACGGAUACCACCUCUUUGCGAAAGUCGUUAGCAAAUUUGAUGGAUAUGUGUGAUCUUUCCCGACAAACGGUCGAAAUGUGCAACACUAAGCCGUGGAUGGAUCGAGUACCACCGCCAUCUAAAAAACAAAAGAAUAAA